AUGCGCCUGUUGGAAGUCAACGAGGAUGACAGCCACAGCCUUCGGGAGCAUCCCCCAGAGGACGUCCCGCCAUAUGCGAUCCUCUCGCACACCUGGAGAGCCGAUGACCAGGAGACUGCGUCGGAUGGCCUGAAACAUUUCUGGAUAGCAGCCAGGAGCUUCAAGAAGCGAUCAACUCUAUGUCUCAUAGUCAAUGUGGUAUUCCCAAUCCUCAUCCUGGCUGGAUGUCGAGACUCAACCUCGAGCGCCUUCAGUCUGUUCAAUCCUUAUCGGAGGAUGAUUGAGAUGUUUGUCGGGGAUGAUUGCGCUAGUCUUGCCACGGAGAUUAUCCCCGACGAAUAUCGCAUUAGUUUGACAAGCUCCUGUCGUGUCUUCGGCGAUGAGGUCACCUGCCGCUCCCACUUCCCGCCAGCCCUGGACUGGGUUCGCCUAUUGGAAGCCGACAUCGCAGCAUCAGCAGACAACGAGACCAUCGCCAUCUGCACAGCGCCUUUUGCGACCGUGGUUGGCCACUUUCCGGCGACCAAUGCAAUGGCCGCGACUAUCUUUGCGCUCCUUAUUUCAUCCACCGUCAUGAGCGUCGUGGUCGUCGUUACAUCGCUCAUAUCCGGAAAGGCCUUCGGACGCCCUGUGAUGCUGGUGACAGGAUUUGACGUAGUGCUUCUGGUGGUGUGCAUCGUGCUGUACGUGAUCAUCGCGCAAUACUUAAUAGGGCCGUACACCCACACCGAUAUCGCGGCUGUCACGAGCGAAAGAGUGGAUGACCUGGCUAUCCUAGGCAUUGGGUUCUGGCUUCUCAUUGCCGCACUCGUCGCGCGGGUAAUUGGGAAUCCUAUGGUCAUCUGGUCCCUCAUAACACUCCCCUUCAAUCAAUGCAAUGGAGGCGAUGCAGGACCUACAGGCGGAUUUGCAGAGGACUGGAGAAGCCUCGCGGCCAGGGUGGACUAUACAAAUCAGAAGAAAUAA
Messenger RNA from Microdochium trichocladiopsis, 966 nucleotides. RefSeq lists its product as uncharacterized. The coding region runs from base 1 to 966 and encodes 321 amino acids. The record is from RefSeq and is a predicted model, not a curated record. The transcript has 5 exons. NCBI's taxonomy places the organism in Eukaryota, Fungi, Ascomycota, Sordariomycetes, Xylariales, Microdochiaceae.